Chlorella variabilis is the source of this 255-nucleotide messenger RNA. RefSeq lists its product as hypothetical. The record is from RefSeq and is a predicted model, not a curated record. The transcript has a single exon. Lineage: Eukaryota; Viridiplantae; Chlorophyta; Trebouxiophyceae; Chlorellales; Chlorellaceae. The annotation marks the transcript as partial.
GCUGCAAUGAGUUCUAAUCUUUAUGUAUUAGCUGUUAUUGGUGUACUUUGUAGUGUUUUAAGUUGUUUCUAUUAUAUUCGUUUAGUCAAAAUUAUGUAUUUUGAAGGACCUAAAAAUUGGUGUAGUUUUUCACGUAUUCCGAUUGAAAACGCUAUAACGUUAGCAAUUACAUUAUUUUUUAUCUUGUUUUUCAUGUUUUACCCUACACCGCUUCAUUUAAUCACACAUAAAAUUGCUUUAACUCUUUGUUUAUAA